This is a messenger RNA of Orcinus orca (killer whale), 4482 nucleotides long. Its product is annotated as chymotrypsinogen B. The transcript has 7 exons. NCBI's taxonomy places the organism in Eukaryota, Metazoa, Chordata, Mammalia, Artiodactyla, Delphinidae. Gene Ontology annotation, molecular function: serine-type endopeptidase activity. Gene Ontology annotation, biological process: proteolysis. The record is from RefSeq and is a predicted model, not a curated record. Bases 3631 to 4422 code for a protein of 263 amino acids.
GCACGAACCCGUGUCCCCUGCAUCGGCAGGCGGACUCUCAACCACUGUGCCACCAGGGAAGCCCUAUUUUGAAUUUUUUGAGGAAUUACCAUAUUGUUUUCCACAGUGGCUGCACCAUUUUACAUUCUCAUCAACAGUGCACAAGGGUUCCAAUAUCUCCACAUUCUCUCCAAUUCUUAUUAAUUUGUUUUUUUUCUUUUUUGUUGUUUAUAUUAACCAUCCUAAUGAGUGUGAAUUGAUACCGCGCUGUGGUUUUGAUUUGCAUUUCCCUAAAGACUGGUGAUUUUUGAUCACUUUUUUAUGUGCUCAUUGGCCAUCUGUAUGACUCCUCAAUUUUUAUAAUCACCACUGAUGCUGUAGGAACUUAGUGCCCCAGCCACAUGACCGCCAGGGCCUGUUUCCACCUGCACUUCAGCCUCUGCCGCCUCCCAUGUUAAUUUGAGUAAUUGUGAUGCCACUGCGUGCCAUGGGCCACCAGGUCUCAUCUUCCCCGGCAAAGUUGUCCAUGGACCACUCCAGUGUGUGAGCUAACCAAUCCCAGAAUCCCAUGUUCAGUGGUCCUGGGGCCACGGUUACUGUAUCAGUCAUGGUCGUGCCUGAGAAAAGGUGGCACGUUCAAACUGGGUUAUUUGAGGAAAGUUUGAAUAAAGGGAAUUUUUACAAAGGUGUGGGCAGGGUUUAGGGAACCAACAAAGGAUGGUGAGGUGUACAGGGUUCUAGCAACAAUGGGGACACACCUAGAGCUGAAGGGACACAGCGGGAGUAGUUGUGGAACCCAGCAAGGGUGGCUGAGCAGACAGAGCCACCUGAAAGGAGCCGAGCUGUCCGUGGCCUCUGCAGAGGAAGACAGCCAGCCCACAGCAGCCUCCCAGGGAGGGAACCCAGAGAAUAAAUACCCGACUUCUCUCUCCUCCCCCGUCUCCGGCUCUGACCCCAACAGGAAGCCUGAGAGCCUGGAAGCUGUUCUGCAGUCUCGUCCCUGAGGGUCAGUCUUGCUGUAGGCCAGCAAGGUGGAGAAGGAUGGAGAGUGGAUCUGAAGGGGAAAACGGAAGACAUCCACAGCCAUUCUUACCCCUGUUCUGUAUCACUUCAGAUGCUGUUAGUAAUAGAGCAGGUGGCUAACAGUGGCGAAACAACAGUGCUUUGCUUUUCUCACACAGCAGGGAUCUGGAGGUGUGCAGUUGUAGCCUUUCGCUCAGCACUGGGCGAUGGUGUGGUUCUGGUCAGGGUCUUUCUUCUCUGGUCUCAAGAUGGCGGCCAGCCCCGCCUCCCCUCAGGACUCAGCCAAAGUGCAGGAGGAGAAGGGCUGGGCUUCUCUUCACCUCUUUGCCUCCACGGGAUUACGUUCAUCAGAGCUCUCCCCCCGCCGCCCCCAGAGCUGGGGUGGCGUGACGCUCCCCGGGAGCCCUCCACGGGGACAAGAAGGGGGAGAUGGCUCUAGGUGAGUGGCAAAAGCUGUCCCUCCUUGUGACGGGACAGUCACCCUGCUCCCAGGGAGUACUCACCUCGUGGUCUGGUUUGAACGAGGGGAUGGGUGGAGCAAAAAGGGAUCCUUCAAAGUAAGAAACACACCAGCCAAUGUGCACAAAUCUCUGUGGGCCGGGAAGCGCUCCCUCCCCUGUGACACACCCUCCAAGGCCAUAUCCCUCCUGCACUCUGCUCCGCCAGGAGUUUACUUUCCCAACAGACCUCAAGAGCCAGUGGCCUCAGGCUGCUUCCGUUUCCUGCUCUGGAAAAGUCCUCGAGGCGAGGAAAAUACAAAUGUCUUUUCUACCUGCUUGGAAUGAGUGAAGGAAAAACAAAACGAAACAGCAAAUGUUAAUAUUUACAUAAAUUACCUUGGCCUGGAAUUCAAUAUGGAUUCCUUAUGCUCAAAGCUAGGGCUGACAUCCCUGGCCUGAACCCAGUCUGUUAAAAUAUCACAAAGCUUCAGACCCGGUUACCAAACAGCUGCUGGCCCCAGUCUGUUUGCCCCCUGAAAUUUGGCUGUCUCCGCCCUCCCCCAGAGAACAGGGUUCGGGGCCUCCGCGGGCCAGUCCCUGCCGAAGCCACUGUUCUCCCUGGUCAGAGCUUCUGCUCAACAGUGGUUAAAUAGUUUGAACAUCCCCCUGCAGAGAACACACGACUCUAAAACAAAAUUAAAUUUACAGCUCCAAAACAAAACUAAAGUUACAACUCAGAGACAAAACUUCAAAACUAAUCAAGUCCAAAUCAAGACCUGUGACAUUGUCCUGUUUGCUCUGACCCACUUCUCCCUAGAUGACCAUGGCCCUGUGGCCGCAGAGCCCCGGAGGCCUUGGAAGCAGGUGCAGUUCACCCAGUCAGCAUAUUUUCCUUCUCAAACCGGCUCAGCAGUGAGGCCCAGGCUGGAUUGUCCAGGGCAGCAGCUUUCCAGACCCUCUCCAGGUUUCUCAGACUCAUCCUGUUCUUUUCUUGUUUGUUUCCUGUCUGUGUCUCUCACUGGGGUCUUGGACCCAUGAGGGCAGGGGUGCCCUGUGCUCUGUUCCCGUGGGUGCUCCAGUGUCAGACAGAUCAGGCGCUGUCCCAGGGGAGAGAAGGAACUUGUGCCCAUGGUGCUGACAAGUCUUCUGGCCUCCACUUACGGCAAACGCAUCACUGGUGUAUUACCUACAUCUGUCCUCUUCUCGUUGUUCUGUGACAAUUAAAAUCGUUUUUCUGUUUUCUCCAUGUGUCAUUUGAUGGUGUGAAAUCAAAGCCCCAUCUUAUAUGAAACUCAAGUGUUAUGCGGUGACCAGUUCCUUAAGCUGAGAAUGAUCACAGGAGAAGAGAAUUCGGGUGAGCUCAGCGGCAGAUAAGGGACAGCCAGUCAGCAUGUUUGCCAGCCUGUGACCCGCCCACAGCCACCCAUGGGGGCGAUUCCUUCAUGCCUACAUGUGUCCUCAUGCAGGCUCUGAAGCUGCUUGGCUGGGCUGGUUUCAAGGUGACCCUCUGGAUGACACGGCGUCUCUGUAUGAUACUACACUUCAAAAAAGAUUAUUUAUUUAUUUGCCGCGCCGCGAGGCACGUAGGAUCACAGCGUGUGGGAUCUUAGCUCCCCGACCAGGGAUCGAACCCGUGCCCCCUGCAGUGGAAGCACGGAGUCCUAACCACUGGGCCACUAGGGAAGUGCCAUCCCGAGUCUCACAUUGAAAACCCUCUUCGAUGAGAACGCGAGGCCCCCGAGUGAUGACCAGCUGGGAUUCUUUGGACCCCACGGUGGGGUUGCCUGUACUGAGGAGCUGGGAAUCCUCCCUGGUGCACUGGGAGUGGCAGAGCCCCCGGCCCUGUGUUCUGGUUGCAGAGCUGGGCUAUGCAGGGCCUGAGCUCCCAGCCUGGACGCUAGCCUUGCCCGCAGUGUCCUGGGGAUGCCAGGCGUUGCCAAGUUUCCUGGGUGACAUUGUGCCAGGGCAGCUGCCCUUUUUCCAGGGGCUGGAUGUCCCCAGCUGAGAGCCAGUACAGGCUUCGAAGGGGGCUCGUCCCCCCCACACCCGUCCCGCUUAUCGCCCAAGGUUCCUGGAUAACAGGAGGGUGGCUCUCAGGCCUCUCUGGCUGGGCUGGGCCUGUGGGGUCCCAGGGGAUAUAAAAGGAGCUGCUGGGGCAGGUGCCCCAUAUCUCCCUGACGGUAGCAGCAUGGCCUUUCUCUGGCUCCUCUCCUGCUUCGCCCUCCUGGGGGCCGCCUUCGGCUGCGGGGUCCCUGCCAUCGACCCUGUGCUGAGUGGCCUGUCCAGGAUCGUCAACGGGGAGGAGGCUGUCCCCGGCUCCUGGCCCUGGCAGGUGUCCCUGCAGGACAGCACCGGCUUCCACUUCUGCGGGGGCUCCCUCAUCAGCGAGGACUGGGUGGUCACCGCUGCCCACUGCGGGGUCAAAACCUCUGACCUGGUGGUGGCCGGGGAGUUUGACCAGGGCUCAGACGCCGAGAACAUCCAGGUCCUGAAGAUUGCCAAGGUUUUCAAGAACCCCAAGUUCAACAUGUUCACCGUUCGUAACGACAUCACCCUGCUGAAGCUGGCCACGCCCGCGCGCUUCUCCGAGACCGUGUCCGCCGUGUGCCUGCCCAGCGCCAACGACGACUUCCCCCCCGGGACGCUGUGCGCCACCACGGGCUGGGGCAAGACCAAGCACAACGCCCACAAGAUCCCCGACAAGCUGCAGCAGGCGACCCUGCCCAUCCUGUCCAACGCCGACUGCAAGAAGUACUGGGGCAGGAAGAUCACCGACGUGAUGAUCUGUGCGGGCGCCAGCGGCGUCUCCUCCUGCAUGGGCGACUCCGGUGGCCCCCUGGUCUGCCAGAAGGAUGGAGCCUGGACCCUGGUGGGCAUUGUGUCCUGGGGCAGCGGCACUUGUUCCACAUCAACACCUGCUGUGUACGCCCGUGUUACUGCACUCAUCCCCUGGGUACAGCAGAUCCUGGCCGCCAACUGAGCCCAGGGCUCCUGCCAUCCCAACCCUGAGAGUCCCCAAUAAAAGCAUCUGUCUGCACAU